This is a messenger RNA of Symbiodinium necroappetens, 2010 nucleotides long. The record is from the annotation of a GenBank genome assembly. NCBI's taxonomy places the organism in Eukaryota, Dinophyceae, Suessiales, Symbiodiniaceae.
GCCAUACGCGACUUUUUCCGGGCCGAAUACGAUCGAGCAGAUGACUUCGCAGAGCCAAACCCCAAUGCAGCCGUAUGCAUAAGUGUGGAAGAGGAGUCGUUUGCUGUGUUCUUGCACAGGGUGCUGCAGAGGGGAGUCGAGGUCACAGAACAGGCCCGGGAUCUCCUGGCUAGCCGCCCUCAGUAUGCCUACAGCGCAGGGUCGCUGCGCUAUGGGAUGUGUAGGAAGACCAUGAGCGAGGAUGCCAAGGCCUCGGCGGCGAUGGAGGAGCUUCAGAUGGUGCUGGGAGCGGGGGGAAUGCAGGCGAUGGCGCUGGACGGUCAGCCAUCAGCUCCGUCGGGAACGGGGGAUCAGAAUCAGGAGUCGAAGGACUCUUGGUCGGAUCGCGACCGAAAGUGGCGCCGCAUGGAAUCCGGCAAGGGACCCUCACGCGAUGGUUGGGCGGGGUGGGGAAACAAGCGGCAAUGGCAGAAGGAUGCCGAGGACAAGGAGGAGGCGGUGCUCGACAAGGCGACUCAGGAAGUCAUCAAGUCGCUGGUGCAGCUAUCCUUGCGGCACGAAGCCGAACUGGGCCGCCUUCGGUCGGAUUGCGGGUUCAUGCUGUUCCUGGACACCCCUCAGACCAAUCCGGCAGCGGGCAUCAUGCCAGGGGUGAAGGCGGUGGCGGUGGAGUGGUCCCAACAGUUUGCAGCGGGGACCGUGAAGAGCCCACUGCGACACCUGCUGAUGCUGGCGAUCAUCAAAGAACUGCAGACACGAUUGACUGCCUUCCUUCAGGACGAGGACCGGUGCGGUCGGGCGAUCUCUGCAGGGUGGAUGGCCGAGGGCCACAAUGCGACGGACUCAGUAUGGAAUUACUGGGGCUGGAAUCCCAAGGAGAAAAGGCAGGAAAAGACAGAUCAGCAGCCAAUGCAGACGACUGCAGUGCAAGCCCAGCUCCAGCUGUUGGAGGCCAAUAUUGCCAAGGAAGGAGUCCUGCUGAACUUCCGCAGCACGAAGGACCUGGAGAAGGAGCUAGACCUCGAGGUGGUCCCCUUCAUGAUCACCGUGGGUCUGCGAGCGCCGGAGUCCCAUGCCACUCACCGGGCACUCCAGCUCCUCUGCGGGAGUGCAGUAUGCAAGCUCAUUGGGGCCAGGAUCAGGCCGGAGAGACUUGCGAGGCAGCCGGUGGCAAAACAGCUGGAGGAGAACUACCUGUCCACGCCGUAUUGCCAAUGGCUCUGUACUGGAUGGGUGCGAUGUCCAGUCACCCAGCCGGUGCCUAUGGAGCCCGACAUGGCUCAGCUUCUGCCUUAUCCGCCUGAUGUGUACACAGAUGCCUUGGAGGAAGCAUUGCUGCUCCAUGUAGCCACUGGCCUGCUCCGAGAGCAGGGUCACGGAACGCUUCCUCCGGCUAUGGGCUUGGCGGUGCGCAAUGAUAUCAUUAGUUGGGCGGGGCAAGCGCUGGAGCCGGAAGGCCACGAGGCUUUCAUGCGAUAUGCGCAAUCACUAAACCGUCACCUGCGGCGCUAUCUGACCACUUACAUGCCAGAGCCAAUUGGGGAGCCUGGGCCACAGAGUCCCGAAGCGGAGACAUUGGCGUGGCACUUUUUGUCGGAUGGCAGUGCCGCACUAUGGGGCGCGGUAAGGCAAGCCGUUGCUGUCCUGGAUUGGCAAGCUGGCCGACAUGCCUUCAGUGGCGAGCGCAAAGCCAAUGUUACCAUGGGGGCGUAUAGCAAAGGCCCGCAUUGUGGCAUAUGCAGCGGCACGCGAGCUCAUCAGUCCUUCUGCAGACUGGUAAAUAGAUUCAUCAAUCAUCUUUGUCCUCAGCUUGUCUGGACCACUUUUGCUCUGAAUCUGGAUACUCGUAUGCCCCCGCAUCGUGAUCAGGGGAAUGCGCCAACAGGAAGUCUGCUCACCUGUCUCACUCACAAUGAGGGGGGUGAGCUAUGGCUGGAAGAUGGCCAAGGCCAAUGCUACAAUGAUACUGAGGUGCUCAUGGCCAAUCGGGCGGCAUCCGUGGCGAUGGAG